Molecule: messenger RNA, 1280 nt
Organism: Chara braunii
Lineage: Eukaryota; Viridiplantae; Streptophyta; Charophyceae; Charales; Characeae
Source: the annotation of a GenBank genome assembly
CAAUAGAUGGAACCCGCGAUUGCAUCGAUUGUCAACGGUGGAGAGACAUGCGCCAUGGAGACGGAGGACAUUCUGAAGGGUUUUGCAAAUGGCAGCAAGGAAGGAAAUCCGGUUGGAGGGAACACCACAGACUGUGCAGAGGUGCUUGCGACAAUGUAUGCACAGACUGCAGAGAUGAUGGGUGAUGGUGAUGAAACAGAGAAUGACGCAGGAGCGAGCACUUGUGAGAUGGAAAAGGUUGGGGAAGAAGUAUUAAGGUUGAACGAUGAGGCAACACCACAGGAGAAAAGGCGAUAUGCAUUGGAAAUGUGGCGUGUUCUGGAGGCGCAGGGCGAGUUCGGGCUGAACGAUUUUUUGUACGACAGUUUUGAUUGCGGACAGUCAUGGGUGAUUGGUGGGAACGACGCAACAGGGAGUACGGCGUGCCACGAGAGCAAUGCGAGGAGGGAUCCUAGCUGGGGUUGGGUGCCAUGUGCGAUCCCGAUUCCAUGUGGUCGUGUGAGGAUGAUGAUGCGUGAUGCCAUGGGAAAUGUCUGGAGCACGCAUUAUGUGAAUGACAACUUCUCCUUCAGGAACCUCGUACGCCGGUCAUUGGCGUUGCGCGAAGAGAUCGAGAUCGUGAGGAAACGGAGGAAGAGAACGGUUGAGAACCGGUCGUCCGUGACAGAUUGUAUGGCCAUCGGAAUGAACACCCUCGCAUUACGAGAUACGACAAUGCUGCAACUGCAGUGGUUCGACAUCGAUGACGACGGCGUCUUGAACCGUCCACCCAAGGCCCCCGAGAAGAGGUCGUGGGAAGACAAAAUGUCAAAGGCGCACCACAGGACAAAGAAGAGAAUCACGUACAAAAAGGACAGAAUGGUGGAGAUGAUCGAUCUGAGAGGCUCGAACGAUAUGCACAGCGCGGCCCGAGAGGAGGCAGAAAGGAACACGACCAGUCCAUAUCAGAAAAGUUUGACGGGGAGGAGAACGAGGCAACAAGUGACGAGGGAGGUGAUAGUGAAACUUCCGACGGACAUUCUCGCGACACUCACGACGCUCAUGACGAGGACGGUAGGAGCAGCGACGGCACAGCGCAGGACGAGGGCGGUGACGGGGCAGGCGAAGAUGACAGAAGCGCGAACGGAAGAGAGAGUUCCCCAUCUCCGGGAAGAACGCAACGCACGAGGGAACCCGAAAGUGGCGGCGAGGGAGGCGCAGCCGACGCGCCCUCGAUUGACAGACGACUAGUGAGGCAUGACAACGCAGUUCAAAAAGGUUAACAAAAUGUGUUGCAAUUG